Molecule: messenger RNA, 806 nt
Organism: Prorocentrum cordatum
Lineage: Eukaryota; Dinophyceae; Prorocentrales; Prorocentraceae
Source: the annotation of a GenBank genome assembly
CUCUGCAGUGGUGGCGCCGUGACGCGUCGGGGCCCCCGACGGGAGCGCCGGGAACAGCCCGAGACCCUGCGGCGCACCCGAGAAGCGGCUGCAGCCGAGGGCGGGCGCAGCACCCCCUGCGCUCUUCCAUCGUCACUGGACUGUUUAUUUGACCACUUCUGCCUAUGCCCCCUGCAGCAGCACGGGCCCGACGGCGGACCCCCGCGCAGCGUCACUUUGCCUCACGGCGGCCGCGCCCCGCCCCUCGGCGCGCCUCGGGAGAGGCCACGCUCGCGAGGCUCACGGCGGGCGCAGGCCGGGGGCGGGGCGCAGAGGAGCGCGCGGCGGGGGGGGCGCGCCGGGAGGGCGGAUUUCCGCAGGGUGUGGGAGGAGGGAGGAACGAGCGUCGGAUCGGGCUGCACCGCAACGGAGUCGAGGUCAAACGGGACCUGCCGCGCCAGGCUGCACGGCAGCGCCAGCGCAGGCAUCGGGACGCCUGGCAUCGCUGGAGCAGCGAGAUCGCAGAUCGGAGCGGGCCAGCUGGCGGAUCAGCACCGCAUCGACCAGACCGGGUGAAGAUGGACGCCGCUGGGCCACCGCCCUCCGCGCCGGCCACCGCCGUGCGCGCCAGAGGAGGCGGGCCGUGGCCGGGGGGGGUCCUGCACUCGAAGCGCAGCGUGUGCCCCUCGGUCUGCCAGUAGCCGGUGACGACGGGCGCUGCCGCUGGCGCAGCCCCCGGGCUCCAGGCGGGCGUCGCACGCCCAGCCAUCGCUGCCGGGCGCGCAGGGCUGCAGCCGGUGGCCGCGCUUGCAGCGGGCGGCCUGCCG